Molecule: messenger RNA, 1124 nt
Organism: Porites lobata
Lineage: Eukaryota; Metazoa; Cnidaria; Anthozoa; Scleractinia; Poritidae
Source: the annotation of a GenBank genome assembly
CUACUUCAGUUACUUGGCGUACUUGAGGUACUUGGCUUGCUUUUGUGUCUUGGGUUGCUUGGGUGUCUUGCCUUACUUUUGCGUCUUGGCCUACUUCAGUUACUUGGCGUUCUUGAGGUACUUGGCUUGCUUUUGUGUCUUCGAUUGCUUCAGUGUCUUGGCCUACUUCAGUUACUUGGCGUUCUUGAGGUACUUGAUUUACUUUUGUGUCUUCGAUUGCUUCAGUGUCUUGGCCUACUUCAGUUACUUGGCGUUCUUGAGGUACUUGGCUUACUUUUGUGUCUUCGAUUGCUUCAGUGUCUUGGCCUACUUCAGUUACUUGGCGUUCUUGAGGUACUUGACUUACUUUUGUGUCUUCGAUUGCUUCAGUGUCUUGGAUUACUUCAGUUACUUGGCGUUCUUGAGGUACUUGGCUUACUUUUUGUGUCUUGGGUUGCUUGAGUGUCUUGCCUUACUUUUGUGUCUUGGCCUACUUCAGUUACUUGGCGUUCUUGAGGUACUUGACUUACUUUUGUGUCUUCGAUUGCUUCAGUGUCUUGGAUUACUUCAGUUACUUGGCGUUCUUGAGGUACUUGGCUUACUUUUGUGUCUUCGAUUGCUUCAGUGUCUUGGCCUACUUCAGCUACUUGGCGUUCUUGAGGUACUUGACUUACUUUUGUGUCUUCGAUUGCUUCAGUGUCUUGGCCUACUUCAGUUCCUUGGCGUUCUUGAGGUACUUGGCUUACUUUUGUGUCUUCGAUUGCUUCAGUGUCUUGGCCUACUUCAGUUACUUGGCGUUCUUGAGGUACUUGACUUACUUUUGUGUCUUCGAUUGCUUCAGUGUCUUGGAUUACUUCAGUUACUUGGCGUUCUUGAGGUACUUGGCUUACUUUUGUGUCUUGGGUUGCUUGAGUGUCUUGCCUUACUUUUGUGUCUUGGCCUACUUCAGUUACUUGGCGUUCUUGAGGUACUUGACUUACUUUUGUGUCUUCGAUUGCUUCAGUGUCUUGGAUUACUUCAGUUACUUGGCGUUCUUGAGGUACUUGGCUUACUUUUGUGUCUUCGAUUGCUUCAGUGUCUUGGCCUACUUCAGCUACUUGGCGUUCUUGAGGUACUUGACUUACUUUUGUGUCUUGGUUUCCUAG